Molecule: messenger RNA, 1204 nt
Organism: Bombus impatiens (common eastern bumble bee)
Lineage: Eukaryota; Metazoa; Arthropoda; Insecta; Hymenoptera; Apidae
Product: mitochondrial intermembrane space import and assembly protein 40-B
Exons: 2
Coding region: 569-1039 (156 amino acids)
Biological process (GO): protein import into mitochondrial intermembrane space
Cellular component (GO): mitochondrial intermembrane space
Molecular function (GO): protein-disulfide reductase activity
Source: RefSeq, a predicted model, not a curated record
AAAGUUAAAAAUUGCGAUGUCACCGACCGAUAGCGCCAUCUAUUUUUCGCACAAUGCGUUGUCUAGCUUUGUUGGAAAGGCAUGAAUGAAGUGCCGCAGUAUUUAUACGGAACCUCUUCAGAAGUGCUGUUUUAAAUUCGUAGAUAUCAAAUAAUACUGCCAGACAGCCGUAGUCUUGAAAUUACAGAGGUCUAUCUAAAGAAGAACAUUCUUCAAUCAAUAAAACAAUUGUUCGGCGAAGAAGGAACCACGGGUACCAUAGAUAUCCUAAAAUUUGAUUCAAAGGAACACAGAUGUGUUCUAAGGUGCACUGAUGAUUGUUAUGUACGUCUUCGGGCAGCUUUAGUCGUAGCUGGAAAAUACGAAGGGCAUACUUGCAUCUAUGCUAUUCAUCGUGCUUCGGCAAAUUUAUUAUCAUUUAGUGCAAAUAGUCGGAAUUAUCAACAUUAAAGUACAAAGAUUUAGAACAAAUUGAAUUUGGAAAAACUCAACAUUAUAUAUUUCUAUUUUCUUUUUUAAAGAACAAGUUCAUAUCUUUGCCUUUUGCAGUUUUAUGAAUUAGUUAAUAAUGCCAUUCAUCCACAAAGAAGGUAAAGAUACUAUAAUCUUUGCUACAAAGGAAGAUCAUGCAACGCCUAGUAAAAUAGAACUUCCAGAACCAGAACCAAGUCCUGGUCUCUUAUUAUCCAGCGGAGAAAUUAAUUGGAAUUGCCCAUGUUUGGGAGGUAUGGCUACUGGACCAUGUGGUUUGGAAUUCCGUGAGGCCUUUUCUUGUUUCCAUUACUCAACUGCAGAACCGAAAGGUUCAGACUGUUACAAUGCAUUUAAAACCAUGCAAACAUGCAUGGUAGAAUAUCCAGCAUUAUAUGGAAAGAGAGGAGGAUCUUUGGAGGAUUUGGAAGAUGGCGAAGAUCCAAUGGACGAGCAUAAAAAAAAUUUAGAGGUCGAUAACAAAGAUUCUCACUUAGAAUCAAAAGUAAAAGAGUUACCCCAUACAUCCAGUAUUGGAACGGGAAUAGAACAAUCUAAUGUUAAGUGAAGAUUUGUUGCCAGUGAAUAAAUAAUUAAUGUAUUUGCGUAGCAUAGUGAGAGUAAAUUUUCACCAAGACUUAAUGAAAGAAGAUCUCUGAUAAUUUUAUAAAAAAUAGGUUGUGUAAGAAAGCAUUCUUGUACAAAAUAAAGUACUCCUAAAUGCUGCUUUUUA